Molecule: messenger RNA, 1562 nt
Organism: Lentinula edodes (shiitake mushroom)
Lineage: Eukaryota; Fungi; Basidiomycota; Agaricomycetes; Agaricales; Omphalotaceae
Exons: 4
Coding region: 26-1189 (387 amino acids)
Source: RefSeq, a predicted model, not a curated record
CUCUGCGCCACUUUCCACAACCACCAUGACAGCCGCAGGAGCUUCACUCAUCGCAUACAUACUAACCUCCUUAAUUAUUCUGUCAACCUACUUCUUCUUUCCACAUUCACUAUCAAAAUACCAGUACACAACAACGCCGACGUAUCUUCGUCCAAUAUCAACCCUUCUGGUCCUUUGUCAUACACUGUUUAUCCUGUAUGAGCUCCUCCUGGACCCUCCAACAAAUCUUUUCACCGGGUUAGAUGUGCCUUUAUCAUAUCCUGCGGAUUCGAUACGCAGUUUAUUAUUGAUGUUCUCAGAUGAUCCUGCUGGUGGUCUUCCCAGUAAAAUCGAGAGAGUUCUAACGAGAUUAGAGUCUGCAGCGAUGAGGUUACUAUAUGUCAGAUUCGGACACGAUGCGAUUGCUACAUGUGAAUUCUGUAUUUCCUGGGACGAUUUUUCGCUCUAUGUUCUUCCUAGUGCACUUUGGGACUACCUACGCGAAGUCUUCAUAGUGGGCGCUUUGACGCUAAGAGGGACACGUCAUGCUCAGCAUCGUUCCUUUAGCGUAGGUGUGCUUGUGGCUGCGGCAAUGUUUGAGGCGUAUUUCACGUUGACAGCUAAAGUGAGCAUCCCAAAGGACUUCGAAGACCCAAAUAGCGCCUGGCGGAAUAUAAAAAGGCUAUAUGGUGGUUACGGUGUGGUCAUGUGGCACGACGUUUUGCUGCUGGCCCGUAGAAUUGUCUUCCUUGUUCUUCCGAUCGCAGUACACUUUGUACUCAAACCGUCUCCUCUUCCUCUGUCGUCAACUGUGCUAUCAAACACCGUACCACAAGGCGGUACUGCCCCAGUGCCUCCCGAAGCACUGGCCUUUCACACGCUUCAGUCCUUGACAACAAAACUGCAGCUUCUACGGCUAACGCGAGGUGCUAUACCACGCAAUCCAACUUUACGUGCCGCCGCAGAAAGCUACUGGGCAGCAGAACGACAGGAGGGCGAGUGCAUACGCGCUGAUGAGGAUGUGCAGGAUAUGGCGCGCCGUUUGGGGCUUGGGUUUGACGAGUCAUCCAAGAGCGGUACAGGGGAUGUAACAUCUGAGGGACCGCUACUUAAGCAGGUCAAAGCCGCAGUACAGAAGCUGAUCAAUCAAGGUUAUGUUCCCAGUCCGUUUUGGAAGCCAUCUCCGCCUCAAUCACCAGGGGGUUCUUAGAUUUCUCUUGUUUUGAAAAGAUCGGGAAAUAUGUUGAUGAGAGUCGGAUGUUCUCCGUACACUUUCCUGCUCUAUUUGAAUUCAUUUGGAUAAAAUCAUCAAUCAUCAAUUUAUUUACUUGGUACAGACUACUGGUCGUGCAUCCGCCGAUGCAAGGAGAUGGAAAUGUGGACGACCUUCUGGGAAAUCGACGGAAUCUUGUAGGAUUUAUACAAGGAAAGCGAUGGAAAAUACAUGUUGUCAAGAGUGGACCUAUCGCUUCCCCCCAGCGAUUGACUAGCACAUACAGUAUAUCAUAGAAUACAUAGUUUAUCGAGGUCACCACAUUUUAUAACUCUCGGGUUCAGUGCUACGAAACCCUAGUAGUGCAGUA